UGAAUAGUAUAUAGUAAGUAUAUAACAAGUUUAUUUCAGGUACAUGAUACUCUGAUUCUUAUUGAAUUUUUUUCAUUCAGAUCUUAGUUUUAUGAAGUAUACAAUGAAUUUUUUUUAAUGUAUUGAUGAGUUUUUUUUUUUUUUGCACUCAUCAAUAUCGUUUGUCAUGUUUUUGGUUAUGUAAAAAUGGAAGACAUAAGACAAAAAAUAAAAGAUAAUAACAAUAUUGUUUGUUGUUUAUUGAGCGAGUUUUAUUAGAAAGAUGGAUUUUAAUUAGCUCAAAAUUUUUAUGAAACAUUUUUAUUCAAGAAAAAUAUUAAACAAAUUAAAAAAUUACUAGAUAUCAUCAAUUUCAAAAAGACAAAAAAUUAAACCAAACAAUCAAAUUUAUUAGCACUUAAUCAAAAUCUAUAAAGACAAAAGAAAAUAAUGGCUAAUUACACUCCCAAAUGAUGGAGAUCAACACAACAAAAUUUUGGAAUAAAUAGAGUAUAAAUCUCAAAACUAAAAAAGAAUGUACAAAUUUCAAAUCAAACAAUCUAAUUUACUAGCAUUUUAUAAAAUCUAUAAAAGACAAGAAAAAGGAGUAAUUAUACUUACCAAAAAUAGAGACUAAAGUAAGAAAAAAUCCUCUUUAAAUUGUGAUAAAUUGGAUAUAAAUUACGCUGAAAAGUAAAAAUAAAAAUUUAAAAUACAAAAAGCGUAGAAAGAAAAGAAUAUUAAUAAAAAUAUAAAUUUCUAAAAAUCCAUCUAUAAAAGUAAAUUAUAUAAAAAAAGAUAUAUAAUGUAAUUUCCUCAAAUAUGAACUAGUGUUCGAUCAAAAAGAAAAUUAUAAGUCAAAAAUAUAUUUUCUAUAUUCUGAUACACGUGUCUUUCGUACAAUAAGAAAUUGGACAGGGAUACUUGUCUUCCUUGUUGGAUAAUCCAGCAAAACUGGCCUUGACUUGGCUCGCUUGACUUGAGUUGAAAAGUCUUCUGAUGUGCUCAAGCCAUGAAUUUGCAAAGUUUUUUCAUCAAUCCGGAUCCAUCUUACAAAUUCUAUAUAAUAAAAAAAAAAAAAAAAAAAAACAGAACCUGACAGGAAAAAUGGACAUGUAAAAGAAAUUGAUUCACCAAAUGAAAUCUCAAAAAUUGUUCAUAAUCCUAUUAUUCUGGCUUUGUCUUGCCAGUAGCACCGAAGCACAGGCCACUUGUAUAGCUCAUGAGUGCUCAAACGGAACUUUCCCUGCAAACAGCAGAUGCGGUACCAAUCUAAAGCUUUUGUUCUCUUCGUUAUCUUCCAAUGCAAACAACAGUUUUGGGUUCUACAAUGUCUCGGCAGGACAGGACCCUGACGAUGUUAAUGGCCUAUUUCUCUGCCGAGGGGACAUCAGCGCUGACGUAUGCCAAGGUUAUGUCAGUUUUGCCACUCAGGACAUUGCCAAACGUUGCCCCAUCGAUAAAGAGGCCCUAGUCUGGUACGAUGAAUGUCUCCUGCGUUACUCAAACCGUACCUUCUUCUCCAUCAUAGAGAAAUAUCCUUGGCGUACAUGUGACGACGGUCGCAAGAUCACUGACCAAGAAGCCAAUUUCAACAAUUUAUUGGUCACCGCUUUGACUGAUGCGACUACCGAAGCCGCAAAUGCCCCAUCAGGAUCCAAAAAGUUUGCUACCGUGGAAGCCAAUUUCACGGUGUUUCAGACUCUGUACAACUUUGUUCAGUGCACACUGGAUUUAUCCAGCUAUGAUUGUACCCAGUGUCUUCAGUGGGCUAUUCCUACAGGAAAAGGCAUAUCAACUUCUACCAUUGUAUCAGUCGUUACUCCAAUUGCUGCCUCCAUUAUUCUUUUCUGUCUGGUUUGCUGUUUCUUCGUCAGAAGGCGGGACAGAAAGAAGACUGUUCCGGAACAUCAUGAUGCUGGAAAUGAAAUUACAACAGUUGAGUCCUUGCAAAUUGAUAUGGGUACAAUAGAAGCUGCUACAAAUAAGUUCUCUGCCCAUAACAAGCUAGGUGAAGGUGGAUUUGGUGAGGUUUACAAGGGCACACUUCCUAAUGGGCAAGAAAUAGCUGUGAAGAAGCUAUCAAGAAGCUCUAGGCAAGGUGCAAAAGAAUUUAAGAAUGAGAUUGUGUUGUUAGCCAAGCUUCAGCAUAGAAAUAUAGUGAGGCUGAUAGGAUUUUGCAUGGAGGGAGAAAAACAGAUACUCGUCUAUGAAAUUGUCACCAACAAAAGCCUCGACUACUUGCUUUUUCGGUUUGUAUCUUCUAAACAUAUGCCCAAAAGGCUUUUCCUCUUGAGUGAUAUAUAUGUAGUGUAGUUAUAUUCCAUCUAACCUGAUGCAAACUGACUGGAAUGUUUGAUUUGAUGAAUUUGUGGAUCCAGAAAAGCAAGAAAAUUUGGAUUGGUCAAGACGUAAUAAAAUAAUUAGAGGAUAAUAAGAGGAGUUGCUCGAGGACUUCUUUAUCUUCAUGAGGAUUCUCGGUUUAGAAUUAUACAUUGUGACCUUAAAACUAAUAAUAUUUUAUUAGAAAGAAAUAUGAAUUCAAAACUAUCUAAUUUCAGUCUGGCCAAAAUAUUUAGAGUUGAUCAAACUCAAGAAAGUACAAAUAAAAUUACUGGGACACUGUAAGUUUGCAAAUUUUCUACUUGUUAUGCUUAUUCGAAUUGUUAUGUUGAAAUCUUAGAGUUGGUAAUGGAAAAAGAAAAAGAUCAUUAUGUUUGUUUUCUGAUUUGUUGUGCUAUGGUGAUGAUUUUCAGUUGAUAUAUGUCUCCCGAAUAUGUAAUGCAUGGACAUUUUUCUAUAAAGUCUGACGUGUACAGCUUUGGCGUCGUAGUUAUUGAAAUUAUAUGUGGAAAGAAAAACAGUUCAUUCUGUCAAACAGAUGAUGACGAUGACCUUAUGAUCUACGUAUGGAGACAUUGGAGAGCUGGGACACCUUUGGAAGUGUUGGACCCAAUUCUGAAAGAUGUAUAUAAAAGAGAUGAAGUGUUAAGAUGCAUUCAAAUAGGCUUAUUAUGUGUUCAGAAAGAUCCAAAAGUAAGACCCAAAAUGGCAAUAGCAGUUUCGAUGCUCAAUAGUCCUUAUGUUCCUUUACCAUUGCCCCAGCAGCCAGCAUUAUUUCCUCACUCGGAACCAAGUACUGAAGUAUACUCAUGAUGAACUUUCUUUGCAAAAAGAAACAGCACUGAACAUGUUGGGUUGAUAGAUUUGUAGAUGUGGGUGUUGGUUCUUUUUUUUCUCUUUUCUCCUAAUUGCCUAAAAUCUUGUACUCUUGUUGUGCAGUAAAUAAUUUUGUUUACAUUAAAUAAAUAAGGGAAAGGUGGAUUUUUGCC
Molecule: messenger RNA, 3311 nt
Organism: Ricinus communis (castor bean)
Lineage: Eukaryota; Viridiplantae; Streptophyta; Magnoliopsida; Malpighiales; Euphorbiaceae
Product: putative cysteine-rich receptor-like protein kinase 23
Biological process (GO): protein phosphorylation
Molecular function (GO): protein tyrosine kinase activity; ATP binding
Source: RefSeq, a predicted model, not a curated record